GCGUAAUGUAGGCGUACACCUCCAAAUAACAGCUGACACUCUAAAACCGGGAGGACGCUCCGGCUCUGAACCAUAGCACAGAGGAGGCGCUCCAGUGAAGUUCCACCCCGGCCAGAGGCAAGUUUUUACGCGCUCGGGGGUAAAAAAGAAAAAAAAGAAAAGAAAAAGGAAACGACAACAGCCAGGGAUCACAUACCUGCUUCUGCGGACGCGUCCGUGCUGUGCGCAGAGCUGCACGAAAUGAAACCGAGCGGACGGUUAUAGUUAAACGUGAAAGAAGAAAAAGUUACUGCUGCUCACGAAGAAGAGACACUUUUUCUUGCUUUUCAGUUGGACCGUUGUCCUCAGGUAGCUGCUCUUUCAAUGUGGGAUACAGUUUUGGUGCUUCUGCCAGGCUGAAAUCCUCCAGGGUCAGGACCUCCCUCAUGGCAGCCUUACUCCUCGGGCUGCUGCUUUUUGCGAUGCAGUCACCUCCCCUCCCCUCCAGGCCGCUGGCUGACGGGGAUCCACCGUCUCCUCCAGCCCCAUCGCCCGCUGACAAUGGGACCAUCAGCCACCCUAACGGGACCCUGCAACAACUCCCUCAGAUCAUAAUCAUCGGUGUGAGAAAAGGGGGCACGCGUGCAUUGAUUGAGAUGCUCAGUCUCCACAGUGCGGUGGCGGCUGCUCAGAGCGAGGUGCACUUCUUUGACUGGGAGAGUCACUUUCAGAAGGGCUUGCCUUGGUAUCUCAGCCAGAUGCCCUAUGCUUACCCUGACCAGCUGACGGUCGAGAAGACGCCCGCCUACUUCACCUCCAGCAAAGUCCCUAAACGCAUCCAUCAGAUGAACCCUGACAUCAAGCUGCUGCUCAUCCUCAGAGACCCCACAGAGCGGGUGCUCUCGGACUACACCCAGGUCUUUUACAACCGCCUCCAGAAGCACAAGCGCUACCAGCCCAUCGAGUCUGUGCUCGUGAAGGACGAUGAGAUCAACCUGGGAUACAAGGCUCUCAAUCGCAGCCUGUACUAUGUUCACAUGCAGAACUGGCUGCAGUACUUCCCCUUAGAGAGCAUUCACGUGGUGGAUGGGGAUGAACUGAUCAGGGACCCCUUCCCAGAGAUGAAAAAAGUGGAAAGGUUCUUAAAGCUGGAGCCCCAGAUAAACGCUUCCAAUUUUUACUUCAAUAAAACUAAAGGAUUCUACUGUUUGAGAGACCACGGGCGAGAGAGGUGUUUACACGAUUCAAAAGGCAGGGCUCACCCCCACGUGGCUCCUGCCAUCCUCCAGAAACUCUACCAGUUCUUUCACGAACCCAACAAGAAGUUCUUUGAGCUGGUGGGACGAACAUUCAGCUGGAAGUGAACCAUAGAGUCUCAGUAGUUUGGUGUUUGGAGUUGCUUGGGGAAAACCUCCACAAGCUGUUUUCAUCACUUACAGUGUAGUUGAAGAGACAAAGCUAAUGUAAAUUGAAUCUAAAUCUAUUUUUGUACUAGUAUGUUUGUUACGGGAGAUUGACGGAGCCAAAUAUCAGGUCAGACUACAGUUAAAGACAUGCUCUUGGCGCAUGUCUUGUUUUUCUUUCUUGAACAUUUUACUGUCUGUCCGUCUGUGCUGUUAGAGACAUUGGCAUUCACUGCAGUUGGGCUGAUCAAAGCAGGCCACUCAUUAUGGCAUUGAUGAUGACAUUCAGACUUUAGACUGCGCCAGUUAAUGUGCUACAUAAAGAUAAGUACCGAGCAGUUUAAUAUUGUCAUACCUUCUUUUCUCACGUCGUAUAAUAUGACAUUAUUAAUGUCUACCUUACAUUUAAAGCUCUGAAGGACCUUUACCUGCUGCUAUGAUUUUCUCAGUCACUUUCAGGCACAUGCCACACUGAUGACGUGUUUGUUCCUUUUGUCCUUUUUCUUUUAGUACAGGUCGGUUAUAUAAAUUCUGUGUGCACGUCAUAUAUGACUGAUCAUUACUGUACAGAUUUUUUUUUUUUUUUAACGUGAAGAAUUAAUACCAUAACAAUAAAGAUGUAUUUUAUUUUUA
Mugil cephalus (flathead mullet) is the source of this 2015-nucleotide messenger RNA. It is a transcript of the gene hs3st1, whose product is annotated as heparan sulfate (glucosamine) 3-O-sulfotransferase 1. The record is from RefSeq and is a predicted model, not a curated record. Lineage: Eukaryota; Metazoa; Chordata; Actinopteri; Mugiliformes; Mugilidae. The coding region runs from base 426 to 1343 and encodes 305 amino acids. The transcript is spliced from 2 exons. Gene Ontology annotation, molecular function: [heparan sulfate]-glucosamine 3-sulfotransferase activity.